UCAAGCGCUGACAAAGCUACAGAGCGGAUCGGAGCACGAUUGUGCCCCUGCGGCAAUCAGUCGCGACUCGAACCCUGAAGCGCACGCAAGCAGCGAAAAGCAAGCAGCGGAAGCUAGAGAUACUAUACCCAUACGAUUCCGUUUGUGCUUUGGAUGGUACCACCAGUGCUACCACCAUCUGCAGCUGGCCAACGCUCUCUUAAGCCUAAGCCACCACUGCUCUGUAGUGCUCUCGCGUGAUUUGCUCCGCCCCCCGGUGGAUGUGGAUUGAGGCUGCCUGCUCGAGGGCUGAAAAUGCCGCAGGAUUCGGUUAACGAUUCGUGGCGACGCGUUUAGUCGAGCGCCGUGCUUCAAGCGGUGAUGAGUCCACAUUCUGCAACGCAACAUCCAAGCCGCAACAACAACAGCAAUAAAACAUCGCCUAUCAAGUGGCAAGUUUAUGCAAAACAAAUGAAAAUAUACUAAACGAAACCCCAUACAAACGAUGUGCGAGUACGAGUACAUAUAAAUAAUAAUAAAAAAAAAUAAUUUGUGAUAACAACAUUAACAAAACAAAACAAAACACACCCAACGGCGGAAAAAAAAGUGAAGAAAAUGAUACAAAAUACUCGGAAUCCAUUGCCUCCACAAACAGCGGCGAAAACAAAUUGAAAUUUCUGUGCACAAAUUGAAAAUUAGACAAGAGCAAAGAAACCAACCAACAAAAUCUCCAUAUAUGGGCUAAUUAAAGAACCAACUCCGAUCUACAUUCGUUGUGCAAACAGACCACCCUCCGCCCCCCCCAUCGAGAUUGUCGAGAAAUCGGUCGAAACCAGCAUCACGCUCGCGAACCGCCCACAGAAUGUACACAAUGUUUAGGAAACAUUUUCGGCGAAAAUCAACAGCAUCGCAGCCAUCAUCAUCUGCCACAUCAUUGGCAGAAGAAUCAGCAGCAGCAGCAUCCACAGACAGCCUGAGAAUGUCGACGACAACAACAACAACGACGCAGAUACAGAGGCAGAGACAGAGACAGAGGCCCAGGCAAAGGGAAUUCUCGGCUCUGCCAUCGACCAUCAGCGAUUGUCGAUCAUUAAAGUCUGCCUGCAACUUAAUUGCUUUAAUUUUAAUAUUGUUAGUCCAUAAGAUAUCCGCAGCUGGUAACUUUGAGCUGGAAAUAUUAGAAAUCUCAAAUACCAACAGCCAUCUGCUGAGCGGCUACUGCUGCGGCAUGCCCCCAGAACUGAGGGCCACCAAAACGACGGGCUGCUCACCAUGCACAACGGCAUUCCGGCUGUGCCUGAAGGAGUACCAGACCACGGAGCAGGGUGCCAGCAUAUCGACGGGCUGCUCGUUUGGCAACUCCACCACCAAGAUACUGGGCGGCUCCAGCUUUGUGCUCAGCGAUCCGGGUGUGGGAGCCAUUGUGUUACCCUUUACAUUUCGAUGGACGAAGUCGUUUACGCUGAUACUGCAGGCGUUGGAUAUGUACAACACAUCCUAUCCAGAUGCGGAGAGGUUAAUUGAAGAAACAUCAUACUCGGGCGUGAUACUGCCGUCGCCGGAGUGGAAGACACUGGACCACAUCGGCCGCAAUGCUCGGAUCACCUACCGCGUCCGGGUGCAAUGCGCCGUUACCUACUACAACACGACCUGCACGACCUUCUGUCGUCCGCGCGACGAUCAGUUCGGUCACUAUGCCUGCGGCUCAGAGGGUCAGAAGCUCUGCCUCAAUGGCUGGCAGGGCGUCAACUGUGAGGAGGCCAUCUGCAAGACCGGCUGUGAUCCCGUCCAUGGCAAGUGUGAUCGACCCGGCGAAUGCGAAUGCCGACCCGGCUGGCGGGGCCCGUUGUGCAACGAGUGCAUGGUCUAUCCCGGCUGCAAGCAUGGCUCCUGCAAUGGCAGCGCCUGGAAGUGCGUCUGCGACACCAAUUGGGGUGGCAUACUGUGCGAUCAAGAUUUAAAUUACUGCGGCACCCAUGAACCCUGCAAGCAUGGCGGCACCUGCGAGAACACCGCACCGGAUCAGUAUCGCUGCACAUGUGCCGAGGGCCUCUCGGGCGAGCAGUGCGAGAUUGUGGAGCAUCCGUGUGCCACACAGCCCUGCCGCAAUGGCGGCACAUGUACGCUCAAGCAGCCGAUGAAUGCAACGCGACCGCCAGUGUAUCGCAUCAUGCGUGGCAUGAGCACUUCCAUGGGCAAGCCGAUAAGCCGUCGCAAUUCAAUACGGAGCCUGGCCAAUCUGCGCCAGGAGUCGCAGAAUGGCAGCAGCAACGGCGGUGCCCUGGGCUCCUCCCCAGGCCUGCCACUGACGCCUCUGGCCGCGGAGUUUACUUGCGGCUGUGCGGCCGGCUGGACGGGACCGACAUGCGAAAUAAAUAUCGACGAAUGCGCCGGAGGUCCCUGCGAGCAUGGUGGCACUUGCGUCGAUCUAAUCGGUGGCUUUCGCUGCGAAUGCCCGCCCGAGUGGCGCGGCGAUGUCUGCCAGGUGGACGUGAACGAAUGCGAGGUUCCCCAUGCGGCCCAGGCCGUCUCGGCCAACACACUGCUGACCACCACCAUGGCCAGCGCCGCCAUUGGGAGCAAUCUGAGCAGCUCGGCUGCUCUGCUGGCGGCGCUGACCAGUGCGGUGGCCGCCUCGAAUGCAGCCUCCACGAUUGGGCCCUGCAUCAAUGCCCGCGAAUGCAUCAACGAGCCCGGCUCCUUUUCGUGCCAGUGCCUGGAGGGCUGGGGCGGUGCCACCUGUGCCGAGAACCUUGACGAUUGCGUGGGCCAGUGCAAGAACGGUGCCAGCUGCAUUGAUCUGGUGAACGACUACCGGUGCGCCUGCGGCCCCGGCUACACGGGACGCGACUGUGAGACGGACAUCGACGAGUGUGCCACCUCGCCGUGCCGCAACGGCGGCGAGUGCGUGGACAUGAUUGGCAAAUUCAACUGCAUCUGUCCGCUGGGAUACUCGGGAUCGCUCUGCGAGGAGGCCAAGGACCACUGCACGCCGUCGCCCUGCCUCCAAGGACGAUGCCUGAACACGCCCGGCAGCUACUACUGCCACUGUCCGCCGGAUCGCGCUGGCAAGCACUGCGAGCAGUUGCGUCCACUCUGCUCGCAGCCGCCCUGCAACGAGGGCUGCUUUGCCAAUGUCAGCAGCAUAGCGACAGGGACAACAGCAGCAGCGUCAGCGGGGACAACGACCACGACAACGACCAUGACGACACCGAGCGGGCUGCCCUGCAGCGGUCAUGGCAGCUGCGAGAUGAGCGACGUGGGCACCUUCUGCAAAUGUCAUGUGGGCCACACCGGCACCUUCUGCGAGCACAAUCUCAACGAAUGCUCGCCGAAUCCUUGUCGAAAUGGCGGAAUUUGCCUUGACGGUGACGGCGACUUUACAUGCGAGUGCAUGUCGGGUUGGACAGGCAAGCGCUGCUCGGAGCGGGCCACCGGGUGUUAUGCCGGGCAGUGCCAAAACGGAGGAACCUGCAUGCCUGGGGCGCCGGACAAGGCCUUGCAGCCGCACUGCCGCUGUGCCCCCGGCUGGACGGGCCUGUUCUGCGCCGAGUCCAUCGAUCAGUGCCGCGGCCAGCCGUGCCACAACGGCGGAACCUGCGAGUCGGGAGCGGGCUGGUUUCGCUGCCUGUGCGCCCAGGGCUUCUCCGGACCCGACUGCCGCAUCAACGUGAACGAGUGCUCGCCACAGCCCUGCCAGGGUGGGGCCACCUGCAUCGACGGGAUUGGCGGCUACAGCUGCAUCUGUCCCCCAGGUCGCCAUGGACUGCGCUGUGAGAUAUUGCUAUCCGAUCCAAAGUCUGCCUGUUUGAAUGCCAGCAACACCAUCUCCCCCUAUGCGGCUCUCAAUCAGAGCCAGAACUGGCUGGACACUGCACUGUCCGGUCGCAGCGAAGACGAUGAGCACUGCAAUGCCUGCGUCUGCGAGAAUGGAACCUCGCGGUGCACCAAUCUCUGGUGCGGGCUGCCCAACUGCUACAAGCUGGAUCCCCUCUCGAAGUCGUCAAAUCUGUCGGGUGUCUGCAAGCAGCACGAGGUGUGUGUGCCGGCGUUGAGCGAGACCUGCCUAUCGCCACCUUGCAACGUGCGCGGCGACUGCCGGGCCCUGGAGCCAUCGAGGCGUGUCGCUCCCCCCAGUCUGCCGGCAAAGGCCAGCUGCUGGCCCAACCAGGCGCUGGUCAACGAGAACUGUGCACGACUCACCAUCCUCCUCGACCUGGAGCGGGUGGGCAGGGGCGCCUCGGUGGAGGGCCUGUGCUCGCUGGUGCGUGUGCUGCUGGCAGCGCAGCUGGUCAAGCAGCCCCCCAGCGCCCCCAACCAGGAGCCGGGUCUGCUCAUGGUGCUGUGCGAUCUCAAGAGCGGCUCCAAUGACACCGUCGAACUGACAGUGUCCUCCAGCAAACUGAAUGAUCCACAGCUGCCGGUGGCCGUGGCCCUGUUGGGGGAGCUGCUCAGCUCGCGACAGUUGAAUGGCAUCCAGCGGCGAAAGGAGCUGGAGCUGCAGCACGCCAAGCUGGCGGCUCUCACCUCCAUUCUGGAGGUCAAACUGGAGACGGCUCGAGUGGCCGAUGGAUCGGGCCACAGCCUGCUCAUUGGCGUGCUGUGUGGCGUCUUCAUUGUCCUCGUGGGAUUCUCCAUAUUCAUCAGCCUCUACUGGAAGCAGCGCCUGGCCUAUCGCAGCAGCUCGGGCAUGAACCUGACCCCGUCCCUGGAUGCCCUGCGCCACGAGGAGGAGAAGUCCAACAAUCUGCAAAACGAGGAGAACCUGCGCCGAUACACGAAUCCCAUCAAGGGCAGCACCAGCUCCCUGAGGUCCACCACGGGCAUGGAACUGAGCCUCAAUCCCGCACCAGAGCUGGCAGCCACGGCGGCCAGCAGCUCGGCGCUGCAUCGCUCGCAGCCGCUGUUUCCGCCCUGCGAUUUCGAGCGAGAGCUGGACUCCAGCACGGGGCUGAAGCAGGCGCACAAGCGCGGCUCCCAGAUACUACUGCACAAGACACAGAACCUGGACAUGAAGAAGAAUACGGUGGGGUCGCUGGACAGUCCGCGCAAGGACUUUGGCAAGCGAUCGAUCAACUGCAAGUCGCUGCCGCCGCCAGCCUGCGAUGAUGGCGUCGAUGUCCUAACCACUGUGAUGGUCUAGCGGGGCCGGCUCUGCGCCGUGAUCUCACCAACCGCCCAGACCCCGCUAAAAAGUUCCAAUUGCCACAGCACGGGCGCGAUUUCCAAGUGCAUUAGUAGUGUAAUUGCAAUAGCAAAUAAGUCCUAGGGGGUGCUCUGACAACAGAUACGAGUAUGAGGAGUGGAGUGGCGAGAGUGGAUGAUUUAACAAAGUUAGGUUCAAGAAGUGCUCCCACUGAGUUGUGUGUCCUUGCAGAGGCCCAAUUAGCUAGUUAGUUAGUUAGUUAGUGUGUUAGUUAGUUAGUUAGUGCCGCUCUACGGUUAGUGUAAUUCCGGAAAAC
This is a messenger RNA of Drosophila pseudoobscura, 5441 nucleotides long. RefSeq names its product protein serrate (gene Ser). Gene Ontology annotation, molecular function: Notch binding; calcium ion binding. The transcript is spliced from 15 exons. The coding region runs from base 842 to 5122 and encodes 1426 amino acids. The record is from RefSeq and is a predicted model, not a curated record. Lineage: Eukaryota; Metazoa; Arthropoda; Insecta; Diptera; Drosophilidae. Gene Ontology annotation, cellular component: membrane. Gene Ontology annotation, biological process: Notch signaling pathway; cell communication; multicellular organism development.